Molecule: messenger RNA, 501 nt
Organism: Magnolia sinica
Lineage: Eukaryota; Viridiplantae; Streptophyta; Magnoliopsida; Magnoliales; Magnoliaceae
Exons: 1
Coding region: 1-501 (166 amino acids)
Source: RefSeq, a predicted model, not a curated record
AUGGAGCUGAGGCAUUCCAGGUUCAUUUGGCAUUAUGAUAUUCCCCCAAAAUUUGCUGCUUUUGGGUUUUUGGUAGGGAGAAAGAAAAUCCUUACUAUUGAUAGUCUUCAGAAGAGAUCAAUGAUUCUCCCCAACAUUUGCCUUUUGUGUAUGCAUAAUGAGGAGAUUGUGGAUCAUCUUCUUAUGCAUUGCUUUUUUGUGAGGUUGAUAUGGGCUGAUAUUCUUGGUCGCUUCCAAAUUCUGCGGUCUUUCUUGGAGUUGGUUGAUCUUCUUUUGAGUGCUUGGCAUGGGGUUAUCCUUGGAAAAGAGAAGAAAUUGCUUUGGAGUUUAUCUUUGCUCGCUAUUUGGUGGGAAGUUUGGGAAGAACUCAAUGCUAGGUGUUUCAAUAAUAUUUCAAAAGUAGCGGAAGGAUCUUCUCGAAGGGCCAGAGCUUUGGUCAUUGAAUGGACCUCUUGUACUCCUAAGCUAACCGGAUGUAAUUUGGAUUUUCUUGGGCUGUAA